CUGGCCAGGCUGUAGGGAUGCACGUUCUCUCCCCCAUCAAUAAUGGACUCUUCCGCCGGGCCAUCAGUGGCAGUGAGGGACCCACAUCGAUGGGCACCUUGACCGUCAAGCCACAGGACACCGCCAAGGCUUUAGGCGCAGCUGUGGGCUGCGACACCAGCGACACAACCGCCAUGGUAGAGUGCAUGCGCAGUAAGGAUGUGAACGAGCUCUACUCUGCUUCAAGAUCCAGGGACGUUUCGGCCCCGCCGGAUUCUCUUUACAAGUUUGUACCGACCGUAGACAGCGUCUUCGCGCCCAAGACGCCCCGAGAGUUGCUCCAGGAAGGAAACUUCGAGCGGCGUGACUACAUGUUGGGUAUCGUCAGCAGCGAGGGGUCGGUGUUGGGCACCUCUACGCUGAACUCCAUCCACACACAUGCGGACUGCGAAGCCGCGGCCGCGGACAAACUGAGGAUUUAUGAGGAGAAUGCAGCACAGGUGACCCAGGCCGUCGUUAGCGAGUACUGUUCGGACGGGCACGGGAACCACGGCACGUCUCACGCCGAGCGCGCUGCCAGGUUCUACGGAGACUGGCGCUUCGCCGUCCCGCCUAUUCUGGACGCCGAGACCUACUCACGCCUCCACAGCGGAACCUACUUCUACUACUUCGCCCCGCGGCCGUCGUUCUCCACCAGACCGUCCUACAUCCAGGCGGCGCACGGGGACGAGAAGUACUUCCUGUUCGGGCCAGAGGUCAACGGAAAGACCGUGACGUCAGAGGAGCUGGAGAUCAGUACCCGGAUGAUGGUCUACUUCUCGAAUUUCAUGAAGACUGGAGACCCAAACCGUCCUGACACCCUGCCAGUGACCUGGCCAGCCUACGACGAACUCGGUCGUCAGUACCUGCAACUUGGCGGCAUGUCAGCCAGCAGUGUUACAUCCGACUUGUAUCCUAGACAAAGGUUCUUCUGGAGCCAAGUCAUCCCGGCGCUGACUACACACGGAUCCCACAGCCACAGGGCGGCUGCCACGGAGAAACCUGCAGCCGAACCGCCGACUAACGACAGCCACGGUACUGAAGUGUCCUCUGGCGGAGUUGAUGAGUUACUGCAGCAGAUCCAGGCGACCCAGUACGCGUUGGUGGGCGUUGUCGUCGCCUUGGUCGUCGUCGUGUCCGCGCUCGUAUGCCUGGUUGGCAGACGUCUCAGCAACUCGAAGAAGCUAGUGACAAAGAGCGAUAAGGAACCAAUGUCUUACCACAAUGGAAGCAUUGACACCUCACUUUGAAAUCCUACGUUUGAGAAGAAAAUGACAAAUUUGAAAUUUAUCAUUUUGUCCAUUAUAUAAUAAAAAAGGG
Molecule: messenger RNA, 1338 nt
Organism: Branchiostoma belcheri (Belcher's lancelet)
Lineage: Eukaryota; Metazoa; Chordata; Leptocardii; Amphioxiformes; Branchiostomatidae
Product: acetylcholinesterase-like
Exons: 7
Coding region: 18-1268 (416 amino acids)
Biological process (GO): modulation of chemical synaptic transmission; neuron cell-cell adhesion; chemical synaptic transmission
Cellular component (GO): synapse; cell surface
Molecular function (GO): signaling receptor activity; neurexin family protein binding
Source: RefSeq, a predicted model, not a curated record